Messenger RNA from Abrus precatorius (Indian licorice), 1575 nucleotides. RefSeq names its product beta-glucosidase 12-like. Gene Ontology annotation, biological process: carbohydrate metabolic process. Gene Ontology annotation, molecular function: beta-glucosidase activity. The record is from RefSeq and is a predicted model, not a curated record. NCBI's taxonomy places the organism in Eukaryota, Viridiplantae, Streptophyta, Magnoliopsida, Fabales, Fabaceae. The transcript is spliced from 13 exons. The coding region runs from base 34 to 1575 and encodes 513 amino acids.
UCUUUUGAUCGGAAGCAUCUUUCACCACACGAUAUGGCAUGCAACCCUUUUUCACUUUUCCCUCUCUUCGCUCUUCUUAGCACAUUACCUUCAAUUGCUUUUGCAGAAGCUGUUGCGCCUAUUCUCGACGUUGCUUCACUCAAUCGAACCACUUUUCCUCCAGGUUUCAUUUUUGGGGCAGGAUCCGCAUCCUACCAGUACGAAGGUGCAGCAAAAGAAGGUGGCAAAGGAGCAAGUAUAUGGGAUACCUUCACCCAUACAUAUCCUGAUAAGAUACUUGACAGAAGCAAUGGAGAUGUGGCAGUUGACCAAUAUCACCACUACAAGGAAGAUGUUGAAAUCAUGAAGCAUAUAAAUUUGGAUGCUUACAGAUUCUCUAUCUCUUGGUCUAGAAUCCUCCCAAAAGGAAAGCUUAGUGGAGGUGUAAAUCAAGAAGGAGUCAAAUACUACAAUAAUAUCAUCAACGAACUACUGGCUAAUGGUUUACAACCAUUUGUGACCCUUUUUCAUUGGGAUCUUCCCCAAGCUUUGGAAGAUGAGUACGGCGGCUUCUUAAGCCCUCGCAUAGUAAAUGAUUUUCAAGACUAUGCGGAACUUUGCUUCAAGGAAUUUGGAGAUAGGGUGAAGCACUGGGUUACUUUAAAUCAGCCAUAUACUUAUAGCAUGGGUGGCUAUGCAAGCGGGGUGAAAGCACCAGGUAGAUGUUCAAAAUGGCUGAAUCCAAAUUGCACUGGUGGUGAUUCAGGGAUAGAGCCUUAUUUGGUUUCACAUCACCAACUUCUUGCUCAUGCAGUAGCUGUAAAUGUGUAUAAGGGGAAGUAUCAGGCAUCUCAGAAGGGUGCAAUAGGCAUAACCCUAGUCUCUCAUUGGUUCGUACCAUAUUCGGAUAGCAAAUUGGAUCAAAAUGCCGCCGAACGAGCAAUUGACUUCAUGCUUGGAUGGUUUAUGGGGCCACUAACAACAGGAAGUUAUCCACAAAGUAUGUGUUCUCUAGUUGGUGGACGAUUGCCAAAGUUCUCUAAGCAACAAGCCAAGCUACUCAUUGGUUCAUUUGAUUUUAUUGGACUAAACUAUUACACCUCUAACUAUGCUGCCAAUGCACCCCGACAAAGCAACGCUAGACCUAAUUAUCUCACAGAUUCUUUUACCAAUUUGACAACUCAGCGCAAUGGCACUCCCAUAGGUCCAAAUGCUGCUUCAAGUUGGUUAUAUGUUUAUCCUAAAGGAAUUCUAGAACUAUUGCUCUACGUCAAGGAAAAGUACAACAACCCUUUGAUUUACAUCACUGAAAAUGGUAUCGACGAGUUCAAUGAUCCAACUUUGUCACUAGAAGAAGCCCUUCUAGAUACUUAUAGAAUUGACUAUUACUAUCGUCAUCUAUUUUAUCUUCACUCUGCGAUAAGGGAUGGAGCAAAUGUAAAAGGGUAUUUUGUAUGGUCAUUGCUGGACAAUUAUGAAUGGACUAAUGGUUACACAGUGCGGUUUGGAAUAAACUUUGUGGACUACAAAAAUGGUUUGAAGAGAAAUCAAAAGCUCUCAGCAAAAUGGUUCAAGAAUUUUCUCAAAAAAUACUAG